AUGUAUUCAUGGUGUUAUUCAAUGCAUUGCUCCGGAAGUUUUAUUGAAUCGGAAUAUUCUUCGGCAACUGAUGUUCAUUCUUUUGGUGUUAUUAUGAUGGAAUCAGUAACUGAUAAAAGACCUUUUGAUGCUAUUGUAGGUUUUAAACCAAACCUUUAUAAAUGGCAAUCUUAUAAAGACCUUGAUAAAAAAAAUAAAUUCUUGGCUGCUGAC
Messenger RNA from Cetraspora pellucida, 213 nucleotides. The record is from the annotation of a GenBank genome assembly. NCBI's taxonomy places the organism in Eukaryota, Fungi, Glomeromycota, Glomeromycetes, Diversisporales, Gigasporaceae.